CGGAGCUGGGCUGGGAACCGGGGCCGCCCCGCCAUGGGCAACGCGGCCGGGGGGCUGGAGGGGGGCGCGGCCCCGCGGGAGCCCCGCGACCACCGCCCGCAGCCCAGGGCCGCCCCCGCCGCCGCCGCGCCGCCUCCCCCCCGGGAGCCCAUGCCCGGCAACGCCGAGCUGGAGGAGCGAUUCGGCCGCGUCCUGAAUUCCAUGAACCUGCCCCCGGACAAGAUGAAGCUGCUCAACCAGUACGACAACGAGAAGAAGUGGGAGCUGAUCUGUGACCAGGAGCGUUUCCAGGUGAAGAACCCUCCAUCCGCCUACAUCCAGAAGCUGAAGAGCUACUUGGACACGGGUGGGGUCAGCAGGAAGUUCAAGAGGAGGGUGCAGGAGUCCACGCAGGUGCUGCGGGAGCUGGAGAUCUCCCUGAGGACCAACUACAUCGGAUGGGUCCAGGAGUUCCUCAACGAGGAGAACAAGGGGCUGGACGUGCUGCUGGAGUACCUCGCCUUCGCCCAGUGCUCCGUCGCGUACGACAUGGAGAGCUCAGAGAACAGCCCCGGCUCUGACAAGGGCAAGGAGAGGUCUCUGGAGGACCUGAACAGGAGCAGCUCCUCGUCCCCCACGCAGGGCUCCUCCAAGCCGCGGCCCCUCACUGUAAGCUGCUGCCUCUCGAACCAGCACCUGCACACCCUCCUCCUCCGCCACGUCCACCCCUGCGGUGCCCCGGGCAGCGAUGGGGACAGUGCCCCCAGGUCACCCGGCAGCUCCGGCCCGCCCCGGCUGAACCCCUCGCACAGCAGGAAGACGCUGCGCAACUCGCGGCUCGUCAGCCAGAAGGACGAUGUCCAUGUGUGCAUCAUGUGCCUCCGCGCCAUCAUGAACUACCAGUCUGGCUUCAGCCUGGUGAUGAACCACCCGGCCUGCGUCAACGAGAUCACCCUGAGCCUCAACAACAAGAGCGCCAGGACCAAGGCUCUGGUGCUGGAGCUGCUGGCCGCUGUCUGCCUGGUCCGAGGGGGACACGACAUCAUCCUGGCUGCCUUUGACAACUUCAAGGAGGUCUGCGGGGAGAAGAAUCGCUUCGAGAAGCUGAUGGAGUAUUUCAGAAAUGAGGACUCCAACAUUGACUUCAUGGUGGCCUGCAUGCAGUUCAUCAACAUCGUGGUGCACUCGGUGGAGAACAUGAACUUCCGAGUGUUCCUGCAGUACGAGUUCACCCACCUGGGGCUGGACCAGUACCUGGAGACCCUGCGCCUCACCGAGAGCGACAAGCUGCAGGUGCAGAUCCAAGCCUACCUGGACAACGUCUUCGACGUGGGGGCCAUGCUGGAGGACUCGGAGACCAAGACGGCGGUGCUGGAGCACAUGGAGGAGCUGCAGGAGCACGUCAGCCAGCUGACAGAGAAGCUGCAGGAUGCGGAGAACGACUCCAUGGCCAAGAUAGCGGAGCUGGAGAAGCAGCUGAGCCAGGCGCGGCGGGAGCUGGAGGAGCUGCGGGAGCAGCUGAGCCCGCCGCGGCCGCCCAGCCCGCCGUGCCCGCAGCCGCAGGAGUGUUACCGGCUGGCGCUGGAGCGGCGGCUGGCGGAGCUCGAGGAGAAGGGGCUGGUGCAGAUCCUGCGUGGGCCCGACGGAGACGUCGCCAUCGAGAUUGUCCCCGUUGUCAUAGAAACCCCCGCAACGCCCGUGGUUUCCGGGGACAGCACUGCCGCCACCACCCCAGAUGCUCCGGCUCCGGCCCCUCCGCCCCCACCCCCCCCGCCUCCCCCGCCCCCCCCACCCCUACCGGGGGCUGAUCCCAUCCCCCCCCCACCCCCCGCCCCCCCCCUGCCCGCGGGCACCCCCGCCCCUCCCCCAGCCCCCCCCCUGCCCGGUGCCCCGGUGCCACCGCCCCCCCCACCGCUCCCGGGGGCACCGGAGGGCCCCGUGCCCCCCCCUCCGCCACCCCCUCCCCUCGGUGGGGAACCCCCAGCCGGGCCGGGAGCCCCCUCCAGCACCAAUGGUUCAGUGAAGGUGAAGAAGCCGAUCCAGACCAAGUUCCGCAUGCCCGUCUUCAACUGGGUGGCGCUGAAGCCGAGCCAGAUCGACGGCACCGUGUUCACGGAGCUCAACGAUGAGAAAGUGCUGCAGGAGCUGGACAUGAGUGACUUUGAGGAGCAGUUCAAGACCAAGGCUCAGGGCCCUGCCCUGGACAUCAGUGCCCUCAAGGCCAAGGCCACGCAGAAGGCGCCCAGCAAGGUGACCCUGAUGGAGUCCAACCGUGCCAAGAACUUGGCCAUCACCCUGCGCAAGGGCGGCCGCAGCGUCCAGGACAUCUGCACGGCCAUCGAGACGUACGACCAGCAAGCCCUGAGCCUCGACUUCCUGGAGCUGCUGCUGCGCUUCCUGCCCACCGAGUACGAGCGCAGCCUCAUCGGGAAGUUCGAGCGGGAGCAGCAGGCGCCGGAGGAGCUGUCGGACGAGGAUCAGUUCAUGGUGCGCUUCAGCAAGAUCCCGCGGCUGGCCGAGCGCAUGAACGUCAUGAUCUUCCUGGGCAGCUUCGGGGACACGGCCCAGCUGCUGAUGCCGCAACUCAACGCCAUCAUCGCCGCCUCCAUGUCCCUCAAGUCCUCCAGCAAACUGCGGCACAUCCUCGAGAUCGUGCUGGCCUUCGGGAAUUACAUGAACAGCAGCAAGAGAGGAGCUGCCUAUGGAUUCCGUCUGCAGAGCCUUGACGCGCUGCUCGAGAUGAAGUCCACAGACCGCAAGCAGACGCUGCUGCACUACCUGGUGCGGGUGAUCAUGGAGAAGUACCCGGAGCUCACCGGCUUCCACACCGAGCUGCACUUCCUCGACAAGGCGGGCACAGUGUCCCUGGACGGGGUCCUGCAGGACGUGCGGAGCCUGCAGCAGGGCAUGGAGCUGACCCGCAGGGAGUUCAUGCGGCAGGACGACAGCCCCGUGCUCAAGGACUUCCUCAAGGUCAACUCCGAGGUGAUGGAGAAGCUGCAGGCUGACAGCAAAACCGCCAAGGAAGCCUAUGAGUCAGCUGUGGAAUAUUUCGGGGAGAACCCCAAGACCAGUCCCCCCACCACCUUCUUCCCCAUGUUCAUGCGCUUCAUCAAAGCCUACAAGAAAGCAGAGCAGGACAUUGAGCUGUGGAAGAAGCAGGAGGCUGCAGCCAAGGAGGCAGAAUCCGGCUCCCCUGGCAGCGAGCAGCAGCCCGAGCUGCCUGUCCAGAAGGCCAGGAGGCAGCAGAUGGACAUGAUAGCUGAGCUGAAGAAGAGGCAGAUGGUGAAGGAGCCGCUCAUCUACGAAGGCAAAGAUGGGGCCAUCGAGGAUAUAAUUUCAGCUCUCAAAACUGUUCCUUUCACGGCCCGGACGGGCAAACGCUCGUCCCGGCUCUUCUGCGACGUGAGCUUCAACGAGGAGAGUCCUCUGUAGAUCUGCGGAACAACCCGUACCGGCGGGGGGACAAGGCCCGCGGCAGCGCCAAGAAGCGGGCGGCGGGGCAGAGCCUGCAGGCGACGCCGGACAUGGCGCUGUGACCGGCGCCGUCCCUGCAGCGGCAGCACCGGGCCAGCACCGUCCUCCCGACACGGAUGGGACCGCAGGGUGUCGGUCCCUGUGCCCGGGGCUCGGCGGGAUGGACAGACAGUGCCAGCUCCGAGCUGCUCCAGCCGCUUGAUGUGCCAGCUCUGCUGGGCACAGCACCCCCGGCGCUUGCUUGGCCGCGUCCCUGAGCUCCUCUCCGCAGCCGGGCGGGUCGUCCUGGCUACAGGGAAGCACAGAAAGGGCUCCAGCUUGUCCUGGAAGGAAAAGAGAGGCUGUCCCAUCCCGACCCCGGCCCUGUGUCCUUGUCCCACGCUGCGGGAGGGGAGGGGGUGUCAGCCAGGGACACAGCGCUCCCCGCACAUCUCAUCUCAUCUCACACCUCACAUCUCACAUCUCAUCCUCCCCGGCCCGCAGAGCCCCCCAGAGCCGCGUUCCCAGCCCGGGCACCUCCCAGAGCCAGGGGCUGGCAGCGGUGCUAUUGUACAGCAUUUUAUAAAGUCUUCCUUCGAAUUUCUCCGCGCUGCGGCAGCGGGGAUUGGAACACCCCCACGCAGGGCGGCCCCAGCGCUGCGGAGGCUCCGGAGCUGCGACACCAGCAGCAGGGACAAAUUUCCCUGCGAGGUGGUGGCAUCUCCAUCCACCUGCAUGCCCGUCAUCCUUCGGGAUGAAUUGGGACUGUCAGCUUUGUGGGGCUCCCCGUUUUCUCGGUGGGACUCUCAGGAGAUGCCGCAGCCCCAGUCCCUGCUGCCGCCUGCAGAAGCGGCCCCGGAGCCGCACGAACCUCUCGGUACCGGCCCGGACCCGGCUCUCCCUCCCUGCCCGGCCCCGCUGCUGCUCAAUAACCCCGCAGUGCCGUAGUUAAACCUCUCCUGGUGCAUUCACCCCGCUCCUCCCUCCUCCUGGCCCGUCCUUCCUCGCUUCAGCCGCAGCAGCCGCUCCUUCCUGCUGUAUUUAAGCUGCUUCAGCGCCGGCUCCGUGUCCGGGGAGGGAUGGGAAAUGAAUGUGUAACUUAUAAAUGCCUUUAAGCCAGAAAUGUAAACCAUUAACUGCUCAUUUGUAUACAUUAUUUUUAUAUACUGAAGGCCUGUUUAAUCUAAAGCACAACUGUAAUAAAAACGUCAGAGUUCAUGAAG
Molecule: messenger RNA, 4658 nt
Organism: Zonotrichia leucophrys gambelii
Lineage: Eukaryota; Metazoa; Chordata; Aves; Passeriformes; Passerellidae
Gene: FMNL1
Product: formin like 1
Exons: 28
Coding region: 34-3414 (1126 amino acids)
Biological process (GO): cortical actin cytoskeleton organization; cell migration; regulation of cell shape
Cellular component (GO): cytosol
Molecular function (GO): actin filament binding; small GTPase binding
Source: RefSeq, a predicted model, not a curated record